Messenger RNA from Phragmites australis (common reed), 1493 nucleotides. Its product is annotated as probable protein phosphatase 2C 68. Gene Ontology annotation, biological process: protein dephosphorylation. Gene Ontology annotation, molecular function: cation binding; protein serine/threonine phosphatase activity. Gene Ontology annotation, cellular component: nucleus; cytosol. The transcript has a single exon. The record is from RefSeq and is a predicted model, not a curated record. Lineage: Eukaryota; Viridiplantae; Streptophyta; Magnoliopsida; Poales; Poaceae. The coding region runs from base 96 to 1121 and encodes 341 amino acids.
GUCUUCUUGGAGCUCCAUUCAUAUGUCCUGCGUCUUCUUGGAGCUGAGCGAGCGUCGUGGACUCGUGGUGGUGGAAGCUUGUGAGGUGGUGGUUGAUGUCGAUGGCGCAGGUGUGCUGUGACUCGGCCGCGGCGGCGACGGUGGUUGUGGGGGUUGGAGCGGAGGCGGAGGCGAGGGCGAGAGCGAGGGCGCGCGCGGAGAGGCGGCGCCGGGUGGGGGAGGCGGUGAACACGAGGAAGCGGCGGGUGGAGCCGGGCGAGGUGUUGGUCCCGCGGAAGCACGGGGCGGCCUCGGUGGCGGGGAGGAGGGAGAUGGAGGACGCCGUGUCCGUGCGGGAGGCGUUCUCGGCCGGGGAGGUCGACGGCGGGAGGUGCGACUUCUACGGGGUGUUCGACGGCCACGGCUGCUCGCACGUCGCGGACGCGUGCCGGGAGCGGAUGCACGAGCUGCUCGCCGAGGAUCUCUGCGCUGACGGCUCGGUGGCGCGGGAACCGGCGGCCUGGACGGCCGCGAUGGAGCGGACCUUCGCGCGGAUGGACGCAGAGGUGACGGCCAGCGGGCGCGGUGCCUUCGCGAGCGGCAGCUGCCGGUGCGACGCUCACAAGUGCGACCACGUGGGGUCCACCGCCGUGGUGGCCGUCGUGGAGGAGCGCCGCGUCGUGGUGGCCAACUGCGGCGACUCGCGCGCCGUGCUCUGCCGCAGCGACGGCGCGCCUGUCCCGCUCUCCUCGGACCACAAGCCGGACCGUCCCGACGAGCUGGAGAGGAUCGAGGGCGCCGGCGGGCGGGUCAUCUUCUGGGAGGGCGCGCGCGUACUGGGCGUUCUAGCCAUGUCGCGCGCCAUCGGGGACGGGUACCUGAAGCCGUUUGUGUCUUCGGUGCCAGAGGUGACGGUGACCGACCGUUCCGACGCCGACGAGUGCCUGAUCCUGGCGAGCGACGGGCUAUGGGACGUGGUCAGCAACGAGGCCGCGUGCGAGGUGGCGCACGCCUUCCUCCGGAGGGGCAGGAAGAAGUGGUGCGCCGAGGCGGCCGCCUUCCUGACCAAGCUGGCCCUCGCGAGGCGGAGCUCCGACAACGUCUCCGUCGUCGUCGUCGAUCUCCGGCGAAGGAAUCACUAGCUUGCACAGUAGUGAGUACUAAGUAGUAGGUGGAAGGGAAAUUUCCAAAGGGCAUUGCGUUGAGAUUAGCGCUGGUUGGGUGAAAGAAAAAAAAAUCAUAGAGCAGUUCGGCAACCGGCGGACAGACGAUGGUGAUAGGCCAUUAUGGAAUUGCAUUUCCUGUAACAGUAGCCGUAGUACAGUAAAACGAUUCUCAAGAGAUUCCGGGUGGUUUUCUCUCUCCUUCAAAUCAACAUUUUUUGCUGUAUUUCUCCCUGAAUCAAAGUUCAGUGGAGCACAUAGAUUAGUUAUUAUGGUUGGGGUCUGGAACAAAUUGGUGUAACCAGAAUUUGGUCUGGAUACCAUUUGAAAUGGAAUUAAAAUUGAGCAAAA